AUGCACAAUGGAGCCUCCCUUCCCAUUCUCUACCAGCUUCCCCUGUCAUGGCCUACUCUUCUUCCUCCGCCGCAGAUACUCUCUUCUACAGUAGGUUCACAGCUACCCCAUUUACCCCCCAACCCCUGCGAGCUCCUUCCCUCGACUUCCAACACCGUCCCAGUCCUCCCCAUUCGUAAUGAUGACUCUAGUGAUAUCUCUGAAACAAUAUUCCAAGAUCUCUCAAAAUGUAUCGCAAAGAAUGGAGAUUACCCUGUUGCUCGUGGCGGGUUCGGGGAGAUCUGGAAAUGCACCUUGUACAUCAAUCGCAGACCAGCCAAAGUCGCGGUGAAAGCAUUGCUGGUUUAUGCUGCUGAUCAACCUGGCGCAGCGAAGACGAAAAAGAUCAAAAGAAUAAUGCGUGAACUCAAAAUAUGCGCCAACCUCAAGCAUCCAAAUAUUCUACCUGUUUAUGGCUAUACAUAUGGCUUCGGCCCAUUCCUAGCGAUAGUCAGUCCUUGGGCGGAGAAUGGCAACCUGUCGGACUAUUUGGAGCUUGAAGGCGCGGCUCUUGAUCUCGUCAGACGAUUCUGGAUCCUCAGGGAUAUCAUAGCAGGUCUGCAAUAUCUUCAUGCUAACAGUGUCAUUCAUGGUGACUUCACUGGGCCCAACGUGUUGAUCCGUGGUGAUGGGACUGCAUGUGUUGCCGACUUCGGUCUUUCCUUGAUGUAUUCGGAGGUUAUCAGCGCCUCCAAGGCUUCCUGGACGUCCACACUCAAAGGAAAUAUGCGAUGGAUGGCUCCUGAGCUGCUCGUAGAGCAAGAGGAUGGAUCUCAAGUUCGGCCGAGCGAGCAGAACGACAUGUAUUCAUUUGGCGAUAUCAUGCUGCAGGUUCUCACCAACAAAGUACCAUAUUAUCACCUCUCGAAUGGUGCAGCCAUCAUACUCUGCAUAGCCAAGUCACAAACGCCUUCCCGAUUUCGUUAUGCUGAGCUCCCUGAACAGCACUGGCAGUUUAUCGAGCAAUGUUGGUCUACUGAUCCUCGGGACCGUCCAUCGACGGAGGAAGCUGAUGUGACGAUCAGGAAUGAAUAUGAUGCGCUGUCUAGAUCUGGUUGA
Messenger RNA from Suillus subaureus, 1098 nucleotides. RefSeq names its product kinase-like domain-containing protein. The transcript is spliced from 8 exons. Gene Ontology annotation, cellular component: cytoplasm. Gene Ontology annotation, biological process: protein phosphorylation; signal transduction. Lineage: Eukaryota; Fungi; Basidiomycota; Agaricomycetes; Boletales; Suillaceae. The coding region runs from base 1 to 1098 and encodes 365 amino acids. The record is from RefSeq and is a predicted model, not a curated record. Gene Ontology annotation, molecular function: ATP binding; protein kinase activity.